AUGAGGAAGGUCGCGCGUCGCACUGAUCAGAUUAAAGGCGCAAAGUCAGCCGGUGCCCGUCGCUCUGUGACACUAGAUGCAUCUGCCUACUCUGAGCCUGUGGGCUCAUCAAUUUUACGUGCAAUAUCUUUACGUCAAAUUCUUUGGGCGGAAUUAACUGAGACUGAACUCGUCGUCAAUUACGCAAAGGAGGUUUCCAAGACUAUUCUUCAAGCAGCAGUACUGAAGUUUCAAAUCGAAGAGGAACGAGACCGAGUGGAAGCAUGGGCUUCUAGGCUUAAGGAUCGCGCAUAUGGCGAAUCCCAGCAGCAGAAGCGAGUCAAAGUGGUGAUCAAACCAAAGAGUGGAAAAGGACAAUCCGAGAAGAUCUACGCAAAAGAUGUUGCACCAAUUCUUGAUGCUGCACAUCUUUUUAUUGAUGUGACGAUAACAAAGGCAUCAAAGGAAGCAAUAGACAUCGUGGAAAAACUUGAUAUUGAAGCUUACGAUGCAAUCAUUUGUUGUUCUGGGGAUGGCCUUCCAUUCGAAGUUUUCAAUGGUCUUGGAAAACGCAAAGACGCGAAGACAGCUCUCUCUAAAAUGGCCAUUGGGCACAUACCUUGUGGAUCUGGAAAUGGUUUGCAUUGCAGUCUCCAUGGUAAUAUCAGAUCUAGUAGUAUUGCAGCACUGUCGAUAAUCAAAGGUAUUCGUACACCAUUAGACUUGAUAUCGAUCACGCAGGGUGAGGAACGCCAUCUAUCGUUCCUGUCGCAAGCCCUCGGUAUCGUGGCUGAGUUUGAUCUGGGAACGGAGCAUUUAAGGUGGAUGGAAGGAACACGAUUCAUCUACGGCUUUGUUCUCAAAUCCCUUCAAAAGAAAAUCUUUCCCUGCGAUAUCGCUGUCAAAGUAGUCACAGAUGACAAGGCAGAAAUCAAGAGGCGUUAUCAUGAAGCUAUAGAGCUUAGGAGUACCUCUGAAGAAGUAUUACGAGAAAAUGGUUUGUUGGAGGGUGGUUUACCCGAGCUGACAUUUGGUACUGUCAACGAUCCAUUACCUCAAGGCUGGGAAGUUGAACACCACGAUAACAUGGGAAGUUUUUAUUGUGGUAAUAUGUCUUGGAUGGGUGCGGACGUUGACUACUUCCCAGCCGCACUUCCAAAUGAUGGUUGUAUGGACAUGGUCACCAUUAAUUAUUCAAAUCUCAGCCGAUUGCAGGCACUGCAGCUUCUCCCAGCUGUCGAGAGUGGUAAAUUCUUCGGUUUGCCCUACGUUAAUUACCGCAAAGUCGAGGCAUACCGAAUCACUCCAAGGGACCAGUCAGAUGGUUACAUAUCCAUAGACGGCGAGCGUGUGCCGUUUGCACCAUUUCAAGCUGAAGUGCAUCGUGGGUUGGGGACGGUACUUUCAGUAUCGGGCUAUAAGUAUGAGACUCCUGGUCCUCAGUAA
Molecule: messenger RNA, 1425 nt
Organism: Sclerotinia borealis F-4128
Lineage: Eukaryota; Fungi; Ascomycota; Leotiomycetes; Helotiales; Sclerotiniaceae
Source: the annotation of a GenBank genome assembly